AGAUAAAGGCUACUGUGAUUGGCUGAGAAAAGUGCGAGCAAUAAUCAUAGAUGAAUGUUUGAUGGUUAAUGAUGACCUUCUCGAUUCUAUCGUCCACCUAUUUACAAGAAGUGAAAUAACCGAACUGGGUAAAGUGUAUUUCAUAAUCACUGGUGACUUUUUCCAACUUCCACCAGCAUCGGGUAAGGAUGAUGCGGUACGGUUAUUCUCACAGAAACGAUUUCGUAAUGAGUACAACAACGAUCGUAUAAAUCGAUUACCAGAAAAGGAUAUGAUCAUAACCAGGCUCGAUACAUCAGAUUACAUAAAGGAGAUUCAUAAUAUUGAUUCUAGCUUACGAACGAUAAAACAAAUGACAAGUAGUCAAGAUUCAAGA
This is a messenger RNA of Racocetra persica, 376 nucleotides long. NCBI's taxonomy places the organism in Eukaryota, Fungi, Glomeromycota, Glomeromycetes, Diversisporales, Gigasporaceae. The record is from the annotation of a GenBank genome assembly.